AAUUAUUAUUAUUAUUAUUAUUAUUAUUACAUUGUAGUUGGCAGGCCUGGCGAGGUGGUCGGCGUUGUUUACGUUGUGGUUGGUAGGCUUGUGAGGAGGUCAUUCAAAAGCUGGUUAGAGGUCGGAGAUAAAACUGCAUCUACUAUCAAGAAGAAGAAAAGGUCGGAGGUCGCACUUUAUUGUGUUGGUAGUGUGUAUAACAAGCGCACAUCAUGGUGGAGACGCUCGAGGGAUGUGUGUUGGAGGACUGGGCAAUGGCUCGAACUCCUUUAGGAGUUCCAUACUAUAUCAAUCACAGCCGUGGAAUUACACAGUGGGACCACCCAGAGUACGUUCGCAUAUUAGAGGAAAUGCAGUUGGUCAACUCUGUGAAAUACGCAGCAUACCGCACUGCAAGUAAAUUGCGUCGUCUUCAGACUCGGCUUAAGUUUCAUGAAGUAUCCCUGCAGUGUGUAGCUUCAGCUUUUGACAGUGCUGGUUUGCGAGUUGCAGAAAACAAUGAUCUAGUAGAGCUGAAGCAGUUGGAACAAGUCAUUUACAAGUGUCUGCGUACUACCUACAGAAACCGACAAAUGCACAUUACCCUUGCCACACACCUCAUCGUUAACCUUUUGCUCAAUAUAUAUGAUUUGGGACGCAGUGGCAUGGUUCAAGUGCUCGGGUGCAAGGUGCUGCUGGUGGUUUUGUGUGGAGGGCGGCUUCAGGAAAAGUAUCGCUAUCUCUUCACUCAAAUAGCAGACCAUAACAACUGCUGCACUAGACGGAGAUUAGCAGCAGUUCUUCGUGACUUGGCUCGUAUUCCAGAGCUGCUCUCGGAGCAGCCAUCAUUUGGCCUAUCUCUGGUGGCAGCUGCCGUUGAAAGUUGUUUUCAAGAGGUAGAAAGUGAAGUUGGAGUGACCGAGGAGGUGUUGCUGGCUUGGCUGCUCAAGGAACCUCAGACUUUGGUGUGGUGGACAACCUUGUACAGAAUUACUGCUGCUGAACUAGUGUGUCAUGACGUUAAGUGUGGAGUGUGCAAGCAGCGACCAGUCAUUGGGCUUAGAUACCAGUGUUUGCGGUGUUUGGGAUACAAUCUCUGCCAAGACUGUUUUCUUCAUGCUCGAACUUCUCGUAGUCACAAGUUAUCACACCCCAUUCAAGAAUAUUGUCAUGAGACAAAUAGUAAAGAGUGGCGUAGAGCUCUGAUGAAGAUCCUGAAGCACCGCCUGAGAGGUCAUACAAGGUACAACAAGCAGCGAUACUUAGCAAUAGCCUCCAGUCCUGAUGCUGGGUGUAAUAUGACUAGUGUAUUGUGUGAAGGCGAAACAAGAGAGUCAUCGAGUGAGAGCAGUGAGGAAGAAGAGGAGGAACUUUUCUCGCGUACCAUUCUCCAUGCCUCCCAUGACAAUGAUUCUUUAAGUUCUGAGGAAGGACGUAUUAAUGAUGUGGAACAGCAGAGUUGUGGCUUUAGAAAUACAGCAGAGCCAACUAUAUUACCCACAUCUCCCCGAAAUCAGAUACAUUCUAUCAUUAUGCAUCUUGAAGAGGGACACAGACAACUAGAGGAAGGUGGCUCAAAGGAUAUGGAUGCUGGCAUUGUGGAACAACACACUCAGAAGCUUCAGACGCAGAUAAACAGAUUAAAAGCUAUUCUGCAGACUUUUAAUUCAGGGUCAGCAGGUGCUGGCAAAAGUGGGGUUAAAGAUGGCACUACCUGUACUAAGCAUAAUAAAGGAAGAGGACUUCAACUUCUGGAAAGCACCCCAAUAGUUGAUCGUGGGUUGUUACUCAAUCUCUCCCCUAUAGUUACUCGGCCCUCAGCUGAUGAUACGGCAGUGCUAGACAAUAAAGAAAACCACUUGGUAGAGAACCCAAGAGAAACUCCAGUGAGAACCAGUUUAGAUGCUCAUCACAAGAGAAGACCCUUCACACCUUCUCAAAACAAUUUCCCAUCCUCCCCCAUGCCUGAUAGUCAUACAGAUGCUGCUCAAGAUAUUGGUGGCUUAAAAGUUGUUCCACAACCAUCGAGACUACCCAGCUUCACAGAGGUCAAUUUCAGUGAUCUGUCAUCUUUGACCUCUGCUACAGCUUCAUCAGAAACUUCUCCAAUAAUGUUGUCACCGGAUAGAAAUGGAGCAAAUGGGGAUACUGUUGAUGGCACAAUGGAUGUCAGGGAGGAAUUGGAGAAUAUCAUGCGGCAGUUAGACCAGAUAUUUCCAUUUACAGAAUCAGAUGAUUUCAAGGUGGUGCUGCCAAAUAGCGUUGGUGUUGUCGAAGCUGCAUGUGAGCUUGGAGAUAUUUUAGCAGAAUAUGUUAAUGUUGUUCCCAACCAACAAGACAAAUUGUAGUGUAAUUUACUGACAAUAAUCAGUGUGCUUUUUGCCUGCCGUCCUACGUAGAUUUGGUAGUUGUGUGAAGUGCUGACCAUUUAUAAUGUUUUACAGUAAUUAUUUUUGUCAGAGGGACAGGCAGCUAGUGUAUAUAUAUACACAUUAGGCUUAUGUUGAGGUCCUCCCCAAUUUCAUUCUACUGACCCUCCCAAGGGUGCAGCCCCACAACAAGCUAACUCCUGGGUGCCUAUUUACUGCUUAUCCAGAAUUUGAACCCACUGUACUACUUGGGAUUAAGGUUUUAAACAUGAAAAUACAGUAUGUUGUAUUAAUUUUUAAUGAUUUCUGGGUCCUGUAGCACAGUAGUCAACUCAGUCCAUUCACAACCGAAAGAUACCUGGUUCAAUUCCUUUAGCAUGACUGAGAGAGAUGUUUGGCUCGUUUCUGUUCACCUGCCAAUAAAUUAGGCACUCGGAAAUUAGACAACUGUUGUGAGCUGCAUCCUGAGGAAGGUCGGAAGUUGGCCUGGGGGGGUGGGGGAUCUUAUUUGGCCUAACUUGCUUCCUGUCAUUGACAGUGCAAAACCAAAACAAACAGUGUUUGAAAAUAUUCCUGUUUUGUUUUUUUAAAUGCUGAUUAUAGUGUGUUUCAAGCUUGAAUCAUAGUUGAUGUAUGGAAUUGGCAGUGUUAUGUCAGUCUGUGGCACUUUCAUUCACAGACCAAAGAUAUGAUGAUUUUUUUUUUUAACAAAGCCGUGAUUAUAUAUUCUUGUGCUAAGCAUUGAAGUUGUUUGAUUACAUGUUAUAUUUUACAAAUUGUUAGUUUUCAGCAUUUUGAAUCCAUGGCAUUCUUGUAUACAGUAUAUCCAUAUGUUUGUGUGGUUAAUCAUGGUUAAUUAGCAGUUUUCAUUCUUUACACACCUGCUUUUCAAUGCGAGCAGUGGGUAGCUAUUUAAUUUGUGACAGCCAUGCUAAUGGGUGAAAUUAUUUGAUUGAAGUUUCAGAAACGUGCAAAGUUUGAAUACUUGACAUGAGAGUUUUCAGAGGGAAGACAAAAUAAAUAAAUAUUGUUAUUUAUAAACAUUUUAAAUAGUUGCCCAUUCUUGCACAGUUUGGUGUGGUGUGAAUGCAAAACUUCUGCAUACAGUGGAACCUUGGUAUUUGGAUUUAAUUGGUUCCUGAAGGCGGGAUGAGUGCCGAAAAGUGCGACUACUGAAGAAAAAAAUUCCCAUAAGGAAUAAUGUAAAUUGGAUUAUUCCGUUCAAGACCACAAAAAUAAAUAUAUUUGUACAACACUACAAACUUUACCUGCACUUAGGAGAGUUGAUGGCAUAUGUGGAUGGUGUUGAGGUAGGAGAAGAGAGAGAUGUUAUUCUCUGGCAGGGGAGUCUGCUACCAUUAUCACAGCUUUGUCAGAGUGAUAUUUAUCUGGAAUAUUUUGCACACAUUUCUUUUAUUAGAGAACUAGAUUUAGGCAUACCAAACUCGGUAUGGCAUGCAGACACACGGGCACCAUAUUCAGAUUUAGCUAUGAGUUCUUUCUUCAUCUCUAAUCAUUUUUCUUUUUGCUUGACACUUAUCACAAACUUUCUUAGGUGACAUGGUGACUUAUUUACACUUGGAAUAUAAAAAUAUCCAAAAUAGCCCCCCAAAAAAGUGUAAUGGGUUGUGCACUGAACAACAGCUAUGGUGAAACUGACGCGUGUUUACGUCUAAAUGCCCAGCAAACGGACGAAUGCCGAACAUGAACACAGCAUCUGAAUGCCAAAAAGUGCGAAUACCGAGGUUCCUCUGUAUUAGAAUCCAUCAGUAAAUGUUAUUGUUGGAUUGUUCCUGUAUAUUUAAACCCACCAGCAACUUUAUAGUGUUCAGCUACUCUAUUUUAAAAUUCACAAGUAAACAAUGAUUCCCAUUUUCCCAUUUUUAAUUUUAAAUAAAAUGGGUGCUUCUGAUCCUAUAUGAAAUUAAAUCCAUUGACCCUUUCUUAAGUUUGGUAAAAAGAUGGAAUAAUUAAGGAAUAUUGAGGCUUUGUUUUUGUAAUGAAAUUAUUUGCUUAUAAUGUUUUAUUUGUUAAUGAAAAAUACAGUACUUUUGUUUAAUUUUCUACUGCCAUUCUCUUUGAUGCCAAGUUGCAAUACUGAAUAAAUUUAAUACUGAUUUGAUUCACCAUUUUUUAAAUUGCCUCCAACCUUUAACCUUAUCAUUGUAAUUCUUCUUUGCUAACCCUUUAUUGUAUUUACAAAUCUUGUACACUCGAUGUAUUAAUCUGUUACUGUAUACUUUUGUCAAAGCAUCUUUCUCAGGACUUAAACAGUUUUUAAUACCUUAAUGUCUUUUUAUAAUUGUUUUAUAUUUAUUGGAGACAAUAUUAUGCCGUUUAAUUUAUGUGAAUUUAAAUUGUACUGUACAUACCUCGGAUGUUAUGGCAUGUCCUUACACAUGCUGAUAAACUUAUUUCUUCAUUCGUUGAAGAAAUGAAUGAAGAAAUAUUUCUUCAUUGAAAAUAAUUGUUUUCCCAAUUAGUAAGACUUCCAGAGCUUGAAUGCAAUUAAAGUGAUUUACAAACCCAUUUAGGGUUUCCUCUUGCAUUUAUAUUUUACAAUUAAAAAAUUGAUGGAAGGUGGAUAAGAUUAAAAUGUGAGUAUAAUCUUCAUGGGAUUUAAAACAACAGAUAUUUCCAUGGCAGAAACAAGAUUAGUAAUAUCCUUGAGAGCAGCAAUAUCAAUGGAUUUGGAUGGUAUGAUGAACUAUAUGGUUUAGAAUGUAAAUAAAUUAAUAGUUGCAGAUACAGAGGCUCUGUGUGGGGAACAUGUUAAGGUGGAUGAGUGCAGGGUAGCUGUUACACCCUAGCAAUAACCCUGUUCAUUAUUUGCAAGAAAAAAUCAUAGUACAGUUGGAGAGUUUAAAGGCUAGGUUUUUGAACAUACAAAAUAUAACAUUUAAUUGCUUGUAGAGGAAAUUGGUAAUUUAUGGCAGAAAUGAUCAGGAAGGUGUGGAAAAAUGGUGAAAGCUGAUAGUAUAGCAAAGGAUGUAGUGCAUGGUUCAACAAAUAUUAAUAGAAGUUCGGUGUUUGAAAUGAAUGUGAGAGCUAUGUUGGUUAAGGAAUGCCAUCGUGGCUAUUGACCAUGGUUAAUUUCCUAUUAGCUUAGAAAAGUCAUAUUUUGGGUAAAGUAUAUAAGAGUUAUAUUGUGAAUAUGAAUGCUGCAGUUAAGUGAUGCUAUGAAAAGGGGCAUUUUCAUUUAAAUUAUAAUUGGAAUGGUAAAGAAUGGGAUAUAGUUGUGUAAGUUAAAUAAUUGGCUUAGCAUUAGUAUAUAAAAUGCUGAAUAAAUUGUUUGAUAUAGUACAGUUAUGAUGUUAUGUUAUUUAUACAAAUUUUUAUAGCAAUGACAGAUAUUUUACAAAAAAAAAGAUUACAGAAAUAUUAAAUUUUAUAUUAUACUGUACAGUAGUAUAAUGUUAAGUUCUUAAUUUUUUCUUUUAAUUAUGUAAUUUUGAAUACUUGUAUGUAUUUACUGUAAUUAUUUUGCAUUUGAAAUUUACCUUACUUUAAAAAAGGUGCUGUUUCCCAAUCCACAACAAAAUUAUUUUAAUUAGCACGAUGUGGUGUGCACUCAAAGUUGUGUUCUCUCUAAUGCCAGAGCGAGUACCCAACUUCAUAGAUAUGAAAUUGUUCAUGAGCUGCUGGCUUACUUUUUAAUACUAAUAAAAGAUAAAAUAUG
This is a messenger RNA of Procambarus clarkii (red swamp crayfish), 6027 nucleotides long. RefSeq names its product dystrophin. Gene Ontology annotation, biological process: synaptic signaling. NCBI's taxonomy places the organism in Eukaryota, Metazoa, Arthropoda, Malacostraca, Decapoda, Cambaridae. The record is from RefSeq and is a predicted model, not a curated record. Gene Ontology annotation, cellular component: plasma membrane. Gene Ontology annotation, molecular function: zinc ion binding; protein binding.